AUGGGAGAGAGCCAAGGGGACAGGCUGGUCCGACGCCUGAGGCCCAGGAGACUCGUGUCUGUGUUGAAGGCGAUGCCCUCCGUCCCGCUGAUAGUCAAGUUUCCCAAGAUCAGCGUGGAGAGUACUCUCGGGAUGAACUCAUUUCGAUGUAAACCUCUGUUGGACCUCAAGAUGGUGGCUGAAGGGAAAAUUGGCUCGCGAAGGGUUUUGAGUUUUAAACACUCCGAGCUUACAUAUCAUACCAUUACUUCAGUAAAGAUUCUGCGCAUCUGGUUGCAAAAUCGUUACAUAUUGACUUUAAAGAAAAUGGGAAUCCGUGACCUUUUCUUCUCCACCGCCGAUCUGACUGACUUCACACAAGUUCGAGGAUUAAUGGUGAAUGGAGCGAUCCACAAGGCCCUUAUAGAGGUGGACGAAGAAGGCGCAGAGGCGGCAGCGGCGACGGUGCUCAGUAUGACUAGUAGGUCUAGACCAAUGCCUCCAAAGACGACGUUCACGUGCAACCGGCCCUUCGUUUUCUACAUUAAAGAUAACGAGGCGAACAACAUCCUGUUCAUGGGUGUUUAUAGGGGUCUUGAGGGUCCUCUGCUGGACCUUGUUAUCAUUAUGAUAUAUCGUUGUAAACCAGAUUAA
Molecule: messenger RNA, 633 nt
Organism: Penaeus vannamei (Pacific white shrimp)
Lineage: Eukaryota; Metazoa; Arthropoda; Malacostraca; Decapoda; Penaeidae
Source: RefSeq, a predicted model, not a curated record